GGGGUUGGGCGCGUUGCUCCGACGCCGGCCAGUGGCUGCCCCUCCUCCCUGCCUGCCUCCGGGGCCACCGCUGAUGAAGGCAAUUCUGCAACGGAGUGCCUGAAACGGACCAAAGGCUGUAUCUUUGAAGAAAGCAAGAUGGAUAAGAAAGCAUUUGAGAUGGUACUUGAUGAAAUUAGAAAGGCUGUAUUGAUGGAAUACAAAUUAAAAGCUAUUGAAUACGUACAUGGAUACUUUUCUAGUGAACAGAUUGUUGAGUUACUAAGGUACUUCUCUUGGGCUGAACCGCAGUUAAAAGCAAUGAAGGCAUUACAGCAUAAAAUGGUAGCUGUUUCUGCAGCAAAAGUGGUUAACAUCCUCAACUGUUUCACUUUUAGCAAAGACAAGCUUAUUGCGCUAGAGCUGUUGGCUUCCAAUAUUAUAGAUGCUCAGAAUUAUCGCCUUAUUGAAGACCUCUUCAGAACUAGCAUGUCUGAGAAGAAGAGGUGCAGAAGAAUUCUCGAACAGGCUUCCAAAGCAGGGUGCAAAGCACCUCAUGCUAUGAUAUCUUCCUGUGGUAUGAUUCCCGGAAACCCUUAUCCCAAGGGGAAGCCGAGUCGCAUAAAUGGAGUUUUCCCAGGGUCUCCUGUCAAAAAGGAGAAUGAAGACUAUACUAAUGAAGGCAAGGGAAUAGCAGCUCGUAUCCUUGGACCAUCCAAACCAGCUCCAGCAACAUAUAACCCACAUAAACCUGUUCCUUAUCCUAUCCCUCCAUGUCGACCACAUGCAACAAUUGCACCAAGUGCUUACAACAAUGCGGGUCUUGUUCCACUGGCUAAUGUCAUAGCUCCUGGUUUACCAGCUCCGCCACCAUAUACGUCUAGUCAUGUAGGAACAGGUAAAGCAGAAAAUGAAGAACUUUCCAAUCAGGCAAAACCUUCUCAAAGCCAAGCUUUUGCUACACAAACGAAUCAUCUCUUUACACCUCAUGGUUCUAACCCUGCUGCUUCUCCAGCCCCAACCCCAUCAUCUGUUAAGGCAAUAAGCCAUUCAUCAGCACUUCCAUCUCCAACCGUUCCAGGGAUAAGCAUGUCCACCCCUGUCCAUCCUGUCUUCCCUGGCCAGGUCAUCUCCGUCCAUCCGCCUCAGCCAUCGACUCCCACCCCUCCUGUCGUCAAAUCCCAUUCACUGCCUGGUGUUCCUGCCACCUCUGCUCACUGUGCCACCUCUGCUCCGCUCCCUACAACUUUCUCUGGGCUAGCUUCUGUGCUGCCUGCUGCAGCAGGGCUCUCCACACCGUGUGCCACUCCUGCACCUAACGAAGCUUUUGCAUCUUCCUCUGCACCAUUUGCCAGCCUGCCUUUUUCUGCAGCAUCUGUCACCGCCUCGGCUAAUAACCCUAAUUCAUUGUCAUCUGCUUUUUCCGGCCUGCCUUUGUCUUUGACGCCCACUCCUCAGGGGAUAGCUAGUCCCGUUCCUUCUGCCAUUGCCAGUUCCCCGGCCACUAGCCUACCAUGUCCCCUUAACUUUCCUAACCCACUUCUGUCAGUCUUAAAGGGGUUUCUGUCAGUAAGCGAUAGCUCAAUAAUGAAUUCAACCGCUCUGCCUUCUGCCGUGACAGCUGAGCUUGCGUCUUUGUCUGGACUUGCUAGCCAGAAUUCUGAAGCGUCCUCUUCAUCCAGUAACAAAUGUUACACUCCAACGGCUACCUCUGCCCUUCAGCAUCCUUCCUCUUCGGGGCUGUCCAUUUUCCCCGGACUCCCAUCUCAGCCUGGAGCUAGCAAUAGCGCAACCCCUCCUGCGUUACCAGCACAGUCCCCUUUAACCACGUUGCCAUCUUCCCUUAUGCCAGUCAGCUGUGUCUCCUCAGUUGCUCUUCCACAUUGUCCAAGCCCUGCUAAUCCUGAGCAGCAGGGCUCAUCCACCCCAGCUGCCACCGCAAUCCCAGCUCUGGUUAAAACCGAGCCCAUGAGCCCGACCCUUUCAGGUUUCAAAGGCCCUGCUGCGCAUUCUGCUGGGCCUUCUCAUAGCACUUCAGGCUUGCCAGCACUUGGCCAUGCAUAUACCUCAGCUACUUCGUUGCCAGGCAGCUUACCUAGUCCCCUUAAUCCAGCACUAUCGAGCCUGUCCUCCUUCGGUGCUCCGCUGAACAGCUCCCCUUCCAUCGCCCCGCAUGGUUCAUCUGCUCCAAUCGCUCCGGUAUAUAAUGCACUUCCCCCGUUCACUUCAUUGACCAGCAGUUUUGCUUUUACUGGCAACCCAGCACUUACCCCAGCAGGGUCUCUGUUGCCCAUUCCACCUGCGACCACGUCAGCCAUUUCUGCCCCUCACGUCAGCUCCACAAGCACUGUUCUCCCACCGCUCAUUGCUUCGGCGGCUGCUCCAGCUCCACCGUUUCCCCUUAACUUAUGCAGCGCUGUCCCUUCCCUGUUUUCUGUUCCUCAAGUACCUCUAGGCUCAUGCAGCUCAUCCUUCCCUCCUUUCCCUGUCUCUAACACUCCCUCUGUCACUCCUGCUCUCCCUUCUUUCCCUGGGCUCCAGGCAUCUUCUACAGUAGCAGCAGUCGCACCGCUGCCGGCAGCUGCCACAGCCCCAUCUCCGGCUCCAGUGCUGCCAGGGUUUGCCUCGGCCUUUAGCUCAAACUUCAACUCUGCACUUGUUGCACAGGCUGGCCUGAAUUCUGGGCUUCAGGCCCCUGGAAACACAGUUUUCCCAGGACUCCUUUCUCUUCCUGGCAUCCCUGGACUUGCCCAGAGUGCUACACAGUCCUCCCUACAGGAACUUCAGCACAGUGCAGCUGCACAGUCAGCGUUACUACAGGCGCACACUGCUUCUGCUCUGGAGAGCUACGCAUCUCAACCGGAUGGUUUUACUACAUAUCCUCCAGCACCAGGAACACCUGGAACACCUUUUUCAUUGCAGGCGAGUCUUCCCCAGAGUGGAUGGCAAUAAGUAACAUCCAUUUCACAUAUGGAGAGAUACCUUUUCUCGAAGAAUGCUGUGGUAGUUUGGCAAAGCCACUGAUGAGGUUUCCAUUGAAGGUUUUAGAAAAAUAUCUUGACGUCAGUGUGUAGCACCAAGAGGAAGAGAAGAGGGAUUCCAAGUAGCUGUUUCUGAUAGGCUACAAAAAACUGGAUUACUGUUUACUUUUUAUCAAUACCCUUAUGAAGCACUGAGUGUCCUUCAUUCCCUUUUAGGUAAUAGAAGUUGAGGGUACUUGGAUCCUCACAGGAUCUUUUAAAGUGCAAAUGUCUGGCUCAAUUUUAAAAAACAGAACAGUUUUUUCUGGGCAAUAGUGUCAAUUGACUUUUCAGGAUUUGGUCUCUGCAAUGCCACAUGUGGUAUGUGUAUCCUGUCUUGUUCUCUACAAUCAACUCUGAUCCCCCUCCUUCGUCUCUUGUUUUCCACACCCUUUCCUUUCCAUGGCUACUCAAAUAUCUGUCACUGAAAGUUGUAAUAUUUAUCAACUUUCCCCCUAUUCUUUACACCGAUGUGCAUCCUACCGUCCAUCAGUAUUUAUUUAAUCUUCUAGGAUGCUAGGAACCAUGCUAUAGAUAGGUAUUGGAUUCUUAAAAAAUAAACUUUGUGUAAGUCCAGAUUAAGUGCACAACUCCUUUAGGUUAUUAAAUAUAUUUUACAGAUCAUGGUUUGUGUUACGUGAUUAACAUGUGUUUUGUGUCUCAUUCAUGAACAAAGCAUUGGUAAUAACAGCACUAGUGCAUCAAAUAUAUCAUGUCAGAUGCUGCAUAACAUGUCGAAGACCUGCUGAUUUGUGAAUCAAGUACUUGGGUUUUUUGUAUUUCUUUUGUGAGAACAGAACCAAUACACAAUGCAGAUAUGAAUGAAUUCUAUGGUUAAACUCUGCAAGUAAACGCACACACAUAGCUGGUGGGGUUUUGAUACCCAGGUUUGCCCAGUGAUACUCCAGGAUACACCAAGCAUUUUAAAGACCAAUUUCUCAUUCUAGGUAGGAAUUAUGCAAUACAAAAUAUGCUCUUGCUGUGUUAAUUAAGUGCUCUAUACUGUUUAGUAUAUUUAGUGAUGAGUAGAAAAAAAUCCCCAAUAUUAUCUCUUUUUAAGGAAGUCUAGAUCUACAGUAGAGAUACGAUACUUGGUUUUGUUUUUAAUGUGAACUCUAUGAAAGAUUUUGUUGCAGUGCAUAGCUUAACAUCUUUUUUUCUAAAGAUGGAAGUCUACUGAAUAGUAUUACUAAUAUAGAGGCUUUCCACAAAUGAACAGGCAUGAAGAACACUAAUGUGUGUGUGUGUGUGUGUGUGUGUGUAUAUAUAUAACUGUAUUUUUAUAAUGUUUUUAAAAUAAACUGUGUAGCAGUGGUACACAUGUUUCUAAAGUAGACCUGAAUAAACAAUUCUUUACAA
This is a messenger RNA of Elgaria multicarinata webbii, 4358 nucleotides long. RefSeq names its product proline and serine rich 1 (gene PROSER1). The record is from RefSeq and is a predicted model, not a curated record. The coding region runs from base 139 to 2931 and encodes 930 amino acids. Lineage: Eukaryota; Metazoa; Chordata; Lepidosauria; Squamata; Anguidae. The transcript is spliced from 14 exons.